CUCAUGGAUCUGGUACAUAGGUCUACAAGUAACUUUAUGCACUUAUCUUUCAUUUUGACGGCUGAAUGUAUUUUAUUUAGUGAAUGUAAGUGUUUUGACUCACGUGAAAUGUUUCAGAGCCAAACCAACACAGGUGUUUUGAGACUUAGCAGGCGUUGGAGUAACAGGGAAGAGAACUAACUGACCACCAUCAUGGGGCUCGAGUUGUUUAUUCUCUUUUUGGCAUCAUGUUGCAUCGGGCAAUCAAAGACAAGAAAUGUCCUUUUAAUUAUUGCUGAUGAUGCAGGUUUUGAGACGGAGGUGUAUAACAACUCUGUGGUCCACACACCCCACCUGCGCUCUCUGGCCCAGCGUAGCCUGGUGUUCAGCAACGCCUUCACCUCUGUCAGCAGUUGCUCCCCCAGCCGCUCCACCAUCCUCACCGGCCUGCCGCAGCACCAGAACGGCAUGUAUGGGCUUCAUCAGGGUGUUCAUCACUUUAACUCGUUUGACGGAGUACAAAGUCUGUCGCUGCUCCUCAGCCAAGCCAACGUACACACAGGUAUAAUUGGGAAGAAGCAUGUCGGCCCUGGAUCUGUAUACCCUUUUGAUUUUGCCUACACAGAGGAGAACAGCUCUGUCCUUCAGGUGGGGAGGAACAUCACACGCAUAAAACUCCUGGUCCGCAAGUUUUUCCAGACCCAUAAAGAGGAAGCCUUUGAACGAAGGCGAAAGAAGGAAGACAUUAAAGUCAAUAUAAAAGAUGAAGGCAGGCCAUUUUUCCUUUAUGUUGCCUUUCACGACACCCACCGAUGUGGACACUCGCAGCCCCAGUAUGGAGCCUUCUGCGAGAAGUUUGGGAAUGGUGAAAUGGGGAUGGGUAGGAUACCUGACUGGACACCAGAAUAUUACACACCAGAACAAGUGAAGGUUCCUCCUUUUGUGCCGGAUACACCCGCAGCACGGGCCGACUUGGCUGCACAGUACACCACAGUUAGCAGGCUGGAUCAAGGCAUCGGUUUGGUUCUUCAGGAGCUAAGGGACGCUGGUUAUGAGAACGACACUCUGGUCAUCUACAGCUCAGAUAAUGGCAUCCCCUUCCCGAACGGCAGAACCAACCUGUAUCGCUCCGGGACUGCAGAGCCCAUGCUGUUGUCCUCUCCAGAGCACAGGGAGCGAUGGGGAGACACCAGCCAGGCCUACGUUAGCCUGCUGGACAUUACUCCCACCAUUCUGGACUGGUUCUCUGUUCCCUACCCGUCCUACAGCCUCCCUGGCAGCCCUGCCAACCCGGUCCACCUCACCGGGCGCUCUUUACUUCCUGCUCUGGUCACUGAACCUACUGACUGGCGAACCGUCUAUGCCAGCCAGUCUCUCCACGAGGUAACCAUGUACUACCCAACCCGCUCCGUCCACCAGGGGGCGUACCACCUUCUCCACAACCUACACUACCGCAUGCCCUUCCCCAUCGACCAGGACCUGUAUGUGUCACCCACCUUCCAGGACCUGCUGAACCGCAGCCGGCAGAGUGAGCCCACGCACUGGUUCAAAAGCCUGCAGCAGUAUUACUACAGAGAACGCUGGGAGCUGUUCGACUCCAGAGCAGACCCACUUGAAACGAGGAACCUGGUAGCAGACCCGUCCUACAGCGCAGUGCUGGAAAAUCUGAGGCAGAGUCUGCAGAAGUGGCAGUGGGAGACGGGGGACCCCUGGGUCUGUGGACCUGACUAUGUCCUGGAGGACAAAUUACAACCACACUGCAGACCACUCUACAAUGGACUCUGAUGGUACUUAAACUCAUCUUGAUUGACAUGAUAUCCCCAUACAUGAAAACAUUCUUCUUAUAAACUAAAUUGCAUUUAUUUGUAUUUUUAUUUUUGUAUGUCAGUGCUGAUUUAAUGCUCAAAAAUAAACAAAACUUGAGUGACAUUAA
Molecule: messenger RNA, 1912 nt
Organism: Micropterus salmoides (largemouth bass)
Lineage: Eukaryota; Metazoa; Chordata; Actinopteri; Centrarchiformes; Centrarchidae
Product: N-sulphoglucosamine sulphohydrolase-like
Exons: 9
Coding region: 193-1764 (523 amino acids)
Biological process (GO): heparan sulfate proteoglycan catabolic process; glycosaminoglycan catabolic process
Molecular function (GO): N-sulfoglucosamine sulfohydrolase activity
Source: RefSeq, a predicted model, not a curated record